AACAGAUAAUACACAUCAUUGUUCCACCCGGGAAAUUUGGUGCAGAUGCAAUAACCAAAGUUAGUAAGUGUAAUAACAGACUUCUAAAACAUAUCCAGAUAAAACAGACCGUGAAGGGAAAAUAACUCCUUGAAUGAACUGCACACACCUCCUGGAUGAGCAGCAAAACAGGUUGCGAACCACUCUUCUGAGGGCAGGACUUUCUGUGAUCCCCUGGUCAGAGUCCAACCAGAGAAAUUCAGAGAUACUGUGGUUGAUGGAGGUGAGUGAUAAAUGUUCAAUUUAGCAGCAUAGUCGUUUUGUUCUAGAAAUGUCUUUUUCAUCGUUAUUUUCAACAUGUAUAGAAAUUCAUAACCGUGCAGAAAUGUGCAUUAAUCACUGUCACGCAUGUUCAAAUGACACCAUGAAUUAUAAACUGAAUAGAUAUCAACGAGGACAAUGCUUUUAGAUCAUAAUUAUAUGUAAUAAAGCAUUCAGUAAAAUUUGCUGCAUACCUUAUGUUAGUGUAUUAUACAGUAUAUAAUGGCAGAAGUCUAUUUAUUGAACUGUUAAUAGUUAACAUAUUUGGCCUGAAAACAAACAAGGCAGAUUUAGCCAACCUCUUAUUUGCCAUUGCAUUCCGAGAAUCUCAAUGUGUCUGUUGACUGAAUGCCUUGAUUAUUAAUUAUAAGAUUUUCCAGAUUGAAAAUGACAGUAUUACAGCUAGAAAGGAUAAUUUGUCGUACUACCAGCAUUAAAGAGUCUGAAAAAAAGAAAUCGUUUCAUCCAAAUGAAUCAGAUCUCUUUCAGUAAUGGACUAUCAGUUUCACCAGUUUGGAUCGCAUGACGACAGCUCUUUCCAUGGAGAGCACAAAAUAACUGCACUACCAGGUAUGAAGAAGAUAGUGGCUUUUGUCCUCUAUGGCAUCCUGGUGCUGCUGCUGUUAAUUCUGCUGAUGGUCACUGGGAUAAAAUUCUCCCAGUUUAACAAGGAAAUCACUGAUGUCAAACUUCACCUUGAGAGAAUCAGCCAUGGAGGAAAAACAUCAUCCAGUUCAGGUGGAACAGAGGUGCGUGAGGUCUACUUGCAGAAACUUGCUCCUGUUAGAGGAACAUGUCGGGACGGGUGGGCGUCUUUCCAGAGAAGCUGCUACCUACUGUCCACCGUUGCCGUUACCUGGAGCAAAGCAGAGCAGCAAUGCCGAACACACGGAGGACACCUGCUGGUUCUGAACAAUGUAGAGGAGCUGGACUUCAUUUCAAAAAUUGCUGAACUCAGAUUCAGCUACUGGAUUGGACUUGUGGAGCGAGAACAUGAGGGACACUGGAGCUGGGUGGACGGGACUGACUUCAAUUCAACCCCAGCUUUCUGGGAUGAUGGUCAGCCUGACAACUGGGACUACAGAGAGAACGGAGAGGACUGCGGGCAGCUUCACGCUUCUCAAAGACGCAAACGCAAGAGGUGGAAUGAUGCGGACUGUAGCCUGCCCUACCAGUACAUCUGUGAAACGAGGGAAUGAGAGACAGUGAACCCUCUCUGAGCUGCUGACCCCGCACCAACAUCACUGGCCUGAUAUGUUGGGGGAAAAUGGUUCAAAUUAAGACUGACGCAAAUUAUUUUCCCGAUAUCACUUGAUAAUUGAGGGUGUAGAUGAAAAAAAGAGAUGAAAUUUGAAUAAACACCACAUCUGUCUGGCUUUUCUUA
Xiphias gladius (swordfish) is the source of this 1684-nucleotide messenger RNA. It is a transcript of the gene asgrl1, whose product is annotated as asialoglycoprotein receptor-like 1. The record is from RefSeq and is a predicted model, not a curated record. Lineage: Eukaryota; Metazoa; Chordata; Actinopteri; Istiophoriformes; Xiphiidae. Bases 792 to 1499 code for a protein of 235 amino acids. The transcript is spliced from 9 exons. Gene Ontology annotation, molecular function: signaling receptor activity.